Messenger RNA from Centropristis striata (black sea bass), 1912 nucleotides. RefSeq names its product neurogranin-like. The coding region runs from base 734 to 1006 and encodes 90 amino acids. Gene Ontology annotation, molecular function: calmodulin binding. The record is from RefSeq and is a predicted model, not a curated record. NCBI's taxonomy places the organism in Eukaryota, Metazoa, Chordata, Actinopteri, Perciformes, Serranidae. The transcript has 3 exons.
ACCAGCUGGGAUCAGAGGGAUGGAGAGGGUUGUUAGCUCACUCUGCCUCUAAUAAAUUUAUAACACCUCCUAGUGUAAAGCAGUCCAAGAUGCUUACACUGGUUUAUUUUCGCGCUAUUAGUAGAAUUUGAAAGUCAGCAAUAAUUGUUUUAUGGCCAUCUGGCUUUUACAUAGUAUUUCUAAGUUAGUCAUCUGUUUUUAUUUAUGGAGUUUAUUGUUGUAACACUUAAACUUGUGAAUUUUUUAUGAUGCUCAGUGCAUGUGGUAGCCAAUUUGUUGUUUCCUAAUUUAUAUCUGGACUGUAUAGCUCUUUAGUUUCACUUCUGUCAAAACGUCACACUUUAUAUCACUUAAAAAGCCUACAGAUUUGUUUUAGUUACUUUUCUUCACGUCUUUCGGGCGUGUGCCGCCUGUUAAUGUGCACACAGUAGGUCAGCAGCCUUAAUGGGACUGAAAAGAUAGAACACAUGCUGUCAUGUUUGUAGGAGGUCUCUUUUUCCCUCCCUCCCUCUUUCUCUCUUCCUCUCUCAGUGACUGUAUGUCUCUCUCUCACUCUGUGCGUGAGCGGGUGUUACUGAACAUACAGUGAUUGUUAGUAAGAGCCAGUGGGGCAUCUGUAUUAUACCGGAGACUCAUUUAAAGAGAGCUUUGCUUGGUCUACAUAGAAAUCGAGGCAUACAAGUCAUACUAGGUCAGCUCACCUGAAGACUGAAGUCAUCUCUGAGUGUAAGACAUGGACUGUCACAAUGAGGAGUGCAGCCGGCCCCAGGAGGAGGAGGACAUCAUGGACAUCCCACUGGACGACCCAGAGGCCAACAGGGCCGCCGCCAAGAUCCAGGCUGGUUUCCGUGGGCACAUGACCCGUAAGAAGAUGAAGCCGGAGGACAAAGCGGAAGGGGAGGAGGUGAGCAGCACUGGGGAUGUGCUCAACGGCAGCCAGGGGGACGCAGAGACAGGAGGAUCGGGGGCAGUAGAGAGCGACGACACAUCUGUGCCAGAGCAGUGACGCCCCUGUCCUGACCUGGAUGAAGAGAAAAAGGGGAAGCAAGGUAGCGGAAGAUGGUUGACAGAAGCUGGCUGGGCUGGCUUUCAGGCACACACCUUUUUACCCCAGGAGGCAUUUUCUUUUUCGACACAAAUUAGCAGUAGAAAAUGAACCGUUUUGAGGGUGUGUUAUGUGAAUUUUGUGAACUUUAACACUCCUUCUCUGCUUCUUCAGCAGUCUCAUCAGUACGGAUGUCUUUGACCCAGAAUUUGCAACUCACUGCAUGUACUUGUGAAACUUCUGGUAGUGUGCUAGUUUUUAGAUGAUGAUCUGUGAAUGUGAAAAUGAAUGUCCUCUAAAUGCUAAACAGGGCUUAUUUUGGAUGGAUCCGUUCAUACCAUCUGUGUAUAAACCUUGUAUGCAUCAGCGUUAGACUUUGCGUAUUUAGUGGCUUCAAUUAUUUGUUAUUUUGCAUUGUUUAUGAUGUGCUUGUAUCUUGACUAUUCUUUACCUAUUUGACUUGCUUACAAAAAUGAUUAAAACACCAAAAGACAAGUAGCUAUGUAUGUUCUAUUCAUUCUAAGUUACUCAAUUCAGAUUGCACCUCGAUUACCUUUUUGACCGCAUAAUAACUAGGUUCUCUUUUCACCUUUUCAAGCAUUUUCUAUAAAUCUGAUCUUCCAGAACAGUAAGCAUGCAGUUAUUACACUUUUUUCUUUACAGAUGCAUUUGGUACAGUUUAACUUUAUGAGACAUUGCUUCAAUAUGCUCCGUUGUUGUGUUGGUGAGUUUGACUUGUAUGUUAAAAUCAGGUGUGUAAAAUUUCACUGUCAAAAAGCCAUCAUGCUUUAUAUCUAAUUGAAUAGUAUCUUGCUGAACUUUGCUGUAGAGUCAUGUCAUUACACUAAUAAAUCCACCUUAAAUAUA